Staurois parvus is the source of this 1680-nucleotide messenger RNA. The record is from the annotation of a GenBank genome assembly. Lineage: Eukaryota; Metazoa; Chordata; Amphibia; Anura; Ranidae.
GAGACAUCAUGAUUACACAUUUUGACCCCAGCAUCACCUACGAUGGGGCUGUGUAAUGAGGUGCGAGACAUGUGCUCCUUUGACAAUGAACAGCUCUUCACCAUGAAAUGGAUUGAUGAAGAAGGAGAUCCAUGCACUGUUUCCUCACAGUUGGAGCUGGAAGAAGCUUUCCGGUUGUAUGAGCUAAAUAAAGACUCUGAGCUCCUAAUUCAUGUGUUUCCUUGUACCCCUGAGAGGCCCGGAAUGCCCUGCCUUGGUGAGGACAAGUCCAUCUAUAGACGUGGAGCAAGAAGGUGGCGAAAGCUCUACUGUGCAAAUGGUCACACAUUCCAAGCUAAGAGGUUUAACAGACGAGCGCACUGUGCCAUCUGCACCGACCGGAUAUGGGGGUUAGGACGGCAAGGUUAUAAAUGUAUCAACUGUAAGCUGUUGGUUCAUAAAAAAUGCCACAAGCUUGUUAGCAUUGAGUGUGGGCGACAUACAAUAGCUGAGGCAAUUGAUCCACCACCUGUACAUCCAGAACAUCAGGAGCCAGAACCACCCUUUCGGCACAGGAGUCAGGAUAAUAUGGACCAGGAUGGGGAAGAGAAAGAGGCAAGAAACAGCCGGGAGAGUGGUAAACCCCCCUCCAGCCUGGGUCUGCAGGAUUUUGACUUACUCAGAGUUAUUGGAAGAGGUAGCUAUGCCAAAGUACUGCUGGUGAGGUUAAAGAAGACAGAACGCAUCUAUGCAAUGAAAGUUGUCAAAAAAGAAUUGGUCAAUGACGAUGAGGAUAUUGACUGGGUUCAGACAGAGAAACAUGUGUUUGAGCAAGCCUCAAACCACCCUUUCCUUGUUGGCCUACACUCCUGUUUCCAAACAGAAAGCAGGUUGUUCUUUGUUAUUGAAUAUGUAAAUGGUGGUGACUUGAUGUUUCAUAUGCAGCGUCAAAGGAAGCUUCCAGAGGAACAUGCUAGGUUUUACUCUGCAGAAAUCAGUCUGGCAUUAAACUACCUCCACGAGCGGGGAAUUAUUUAUAGGGAUUUAAAGCUGGACAAUGUCUUAUUGGAUUCUGAAGGGCACAUAAAACUUACUGACUAUGGCAUGUGCAAGGAAGGCUUACGGCCUGGAGAUACCACAAGCACGUUCUGUGGCACACCAAAUUAUAUUGCUCCGGAAAUCCUGCGGGGAGAAGAUUACGGUUUCAGUGUGGACUGGUGGGCGUUAGGCGUCUUGAUGUUUGAGAUGAUGGCUGGAAGGUCACCAUUUGAUAUUGUAGGAAGCACUGACAAUCCAGACCAAAACACUGAGGAUUUCCUCUUCCAAGUCAUUCUGGAGAAACAAAUCAGAAUCCCAAGGUCUUUGUCUGUAAAAGCUGCAAGUGUACUUAAAAGCUUUCUUAACAAGGAACCAAAGGAUCGUCUUGGCUGUCAUCCACAGACAGGAUUUGCUGAUAUUCAAGGACAUCAGUUCUUUCGUAAUGUUGAUUGGGACCUUAUGGAACAAAAGCAAGUGGUCCCUCCUUUCAAGCCAAAUAUUUGUGGAGAGUAUGGAUUGGAUAAUUUUGAUGUACAGUUUACUAAUGAGCCUGUUCAGCUUACUCCCGAUGAUGAGGAUGCUGUGAGGAAGAUUGACCAGUCUGAAUUUGAAGGUUUUGAAUACAUCAACCCACUGCUGAUGUCUGCUGAGGAAUGUGUAUGA